Messenger RNA from Lagopus leucura (white-tailed ptarmigan), 2019 nucleotides. It is a transcript of the gene NPL, whose product is annotated as N-acetylneuraminate pyruvate lyase. Bases 397 to 1227 code for a protein of 276 amino acids. Gene Ontology annotation, biological process: N-acetylneuraminate catabolic process. The transcript has 10 exons. NCBI's taxonomy places the organism in Eukaryota, Metazoa, Chordata, Aves, Galliformes, Phasianidae. Gene Ontology annotation, molecular function: N-acetylneuraminate lyase activity; 4-hydroxy-tetrahydrodipicolinate synthase activity. The record is from RefSeq and is a predicted model, not a curated record.
GAUUCACCAGUAUGUGGAUUACCUGGUGUUAAGCCUCAGAUACGUGGUUCCACUUCAUGACAGAAUCACCAAAUUUCAGUUCAGACUUUUUCCUUGUAGUGAAGGAGUGACUGUUCCCUUGCUGAGUAUCCUUUCAUGCACUUGACAUUUUGCUGGGUGAAAGAGGUAGCACCUGGAUGGGGAGGACAUGGGACAGUUUCAGCAGCUGGCUUUGCCUCCUUCCUCUUACAACUGCUGAUGCUGAAACAUGCUUUAGACACAAGCAUUUAGCAAUGGCAACACUUUAAACUCCUUGCAGAUGCUCGUGCAGACUGAUGUUAUCUUAAAAUGGAUUGAGGGAAAUAUAAUUCUGCUUAAUAUCAUCAGAAUUGUCAGUACUUUUCUUCAGCAUAACCAAUGUAUUGGGCCAGAUCUCAACAGCUGUGUUGUGUUGUAACAGUGAAUGGCACCACAGGAGAAGGCCUGUCCCUUAGCAUCCAGGAGAGGAAGCAGUUGGCAGAAGAAUGGAUGUGCCAAGGGAAAGACAAGCUGGAUCAUGUGAUAAUUCACGUGGGAGCUUUAAGUCUACUGGAGUCCCAAGAACUGGCCAGACAUGCAGCAGCCAUAGGUGCUAGUGGCAUUGCAGUAAUAGCUCCCUCCUUCUUCAAACCCACAAACAAAGAUGAACUCCUUGCUUUCUUACAGAAAGUUGCAUCCGAAGCCCCUACAGUUCCAUUUUAUUACUACCACAUUCCAGCUCUGACGGGUGUAAAGAUUCGUGUUGAGGAGUUGCUGGAUGGAAUAAGAGAGCAGAUCCCCACCUUCCAGGGUGUGAAGUUCAGCGACACAGACCUCUUGGACCUUGCACAGUGUAUAAACAAGAAUGAGAGAGAACAGUUUAUAUUCCUCUAUGGAGUAGAUGAGCAACUGUUGAGUGCACUGGCAGUAGGGGCAAAUGGAGCAGUUGGAAGUACCUACAACUACCUAGGUAGGAAAACCAACCUGAUGCUGCAAGCUUUUGCAAAGCCAGACCUUGCAUUAGCACAGAAGUACCAGUUUCUCACGGGGGAAUUUCUCAGUUUUGUCAUCAAACUAGGUUUUGGGGUUGCACAGACAAAAGCUGUAAUGACUUUUGUUUCUGGCAUCCCCAUGGGACCUCCACGGCUUCCGCUUGUUAGUGCCUCUGAGGAAUUCAUUGCCAAGGCCAAAGCCAAGCUGGAGAGCAUUGUGUGGCCCGAUGGUGACUGACUUCACUCCCACGUCGGUGUGCAGGGGCUCCUUUUCCGGGAUUUGCUGUCACUUGGCAUGCUCCUCAUGCAAUGCCCUGGUUUGGCUGGGAUCUCCUUCAGGAAAAUGAAAGUAAUUGGCGUGGAAGGGCUGGCACACAUGUAGCCAGCCACCUGUUCUUUAACUUCUCUCUGCUCCUCUGGAGCUCUGCACUGCCCAGCACUGGCUGCUAUCAUUAAACAAACAAACGGAAAAAAAAAGACAAAAACAAACAAACAAAAAAAACCUGGUUUGUUCCAGCAGAGGGAUCCUGACCUCCUUUUGUCUAGGAAGAAAGGUCUGUCUGCACUGCCCCAAACAGGAGGGGAAUCAACUUUUUACAAGGGUAGGCAGUGAUAGGACAAAGGGGAAUGGCUUUAACCUCAAGGAGGGUAAGUUUAGACUGGAUGUCAGGAGGAAGCUCUUCACAGGGAGAGUGGUGAGGUGCUGGAACAGCCUGCCCAGAGAGCUCUGGAUGCUCUGUUCUUGGGGGUGUUCAGGACCAGGUUGGAUAGGACCCUGGGCAGCAUCUGGUCUGCUACCAGAUCUGGAGGUUGGUGGGCCUGUCUGUGGCACGGGGAUUGGAAUUUGGUGAUCCUUGGUGUUCCUUCCAACCCAAGCCAUUCUAUGACUCUGUUUUAUCUCUCCCUGAGCGUCUCAAGCCCUGGGGUGUCACUGCUGUACAACAACCUGCCUGCUCAGGCUGGUGUUAUGCUGUUUCUCACCAAGUCAUUUGUACAUUAGUUGUGUCAAAUCACUGUUUACCUCCUCUCA